GCCGUAGACUUGGUAGUCAAAGGGAAAAGACGCCACUUCCCAAUGGAGCUGUUGAGAAAGCCCUCUGCUCGCUGACCAGGAGAGCUUAUAAGCACACCCGCUCCGAGUGUCUCUUCUUCCUCCCAUUCUUUGACUUGGCUCGCCGAGAUCGAAACCGAGCUGUCAUGGACGUAGAGGAGCUCUCCGGUUUCAGGCUCCCCCCUGCGGGCUGGAAUCGAUCCUCUUUAGCUAUGAAAUCCUCUAGCCUCCACUCAGGCAGCGAUGAUGAUACCUGGGAAUAUUUUCCAUGCCCCUUCUGCAAUGUUGAUGUUGAAAUUCCUUCUCUCUGUAGCCAUUUACAAGAGGAGCACUGCUUUGACAUGGAAAAUACGGUAUGCCCUGUUUGUGCAGCCAAUCCAGGGAAGGAUAUGAUUGAGCAUUUUACAGUGCAGCAUUCACAGUUACUGAAGAGGAGGAAGUCCCAGAAAACAAGUUUAUGGACUAAUAAUUCCUAUGUGGUAGAGAAGGAACCAUAUGAUGUUUGCUCCUUUCUUGAAGUGGACUCAGUGAACUGCCAGAGCAAAAUUACACCUGAUUCUGCUCCUGAUCCACUACUCUCAUCAUUUAUUGGCAGUAUAACUUUCCCAAGUAUGAACUCUCUGGAAGAAAACUCUACUGAUGUUGGAUCUACCUCUUUACAUGGUCAAAGCUUGGAGCCGUCCUUGUCCCAUGAAGUUUUGGAGCAGGACUAUGAAGAGAGAAUACAGAGAGUUGAGUUUGUUCAACAGAUGCUUAUAUCAACCAUUUUUUAAGAUUCUCUUCGGUCUUCCGGUCCAUUAAAGUUGGUGGUCAAGCUCUUAUUUAUGCUCCCACUUGAAGUUGUUCCGGCACAUCUGGUGUACGGUUACUAUUCAUGAUUGUUUACAUUUUGAUAUGGUGUGCAAUUAAUUAUGUCAACUAUGUAAAUUUAUAUGCUUCAGCCAAGACAUAACAAAUGGAUGUAUCAAUUCCGCACUUCGCAUCAUGCAAUGCAGAAAGAGAACUCAGCCAAACAUAUAUAAUAGUUAUUGCAAGUUUUCAGAUUA
This is a messenger RNA of Elaeis guineensis (African oil palm), 1064 nucleotides long. RefSeq names its product protein DEHYDRATION-INDUCED 19 homolog 6. Lineage: Eukaryota; Viridiplantae; Streptophyta; Magnoliopsida; Arecales; Arecaceae. The record is from RefSeq and is a predicted model, not a curated record.